CUCUCCGACUUGUGGACCUUCUCUUCUUUCUUCUCUGUCUGUACCAUCUCUCUCUCUCUCUCUUAAUCUCCUUUAGCCCCAAUAUUAAAUUCUUCCUGAACUUUCAAGACUGUUUACAGAGCAAGUAGAAGAGCUAAGAUAAUGUCAUCAGCUGACGAGGCUGCCUCGACAGCCUCUGCUUCUAACGGGAGCGUUCCUUCCCUUUCCCUAACCGGUGAGAAUGGCCUGGAAGAGCCUAAGCUGACCAUACAGUUCCAGUGUGGUCUCCUCAGGGAAGAGGAAACUUUCAUGGGCUAUGAUCUGCAGAUAAUGGGUCUGGAUACCCUCCAGGAAUACGUAUGUGACAUGCUAACUUUCAAGUAUCCAGAUCAUCCUUAUGGGGAUCUCUACGAAAAGGUCACACUCUACAAGCAUGACAAAGACACGGACUCUCUCCAAGUUCUGACAGAGCGAGACAAUAUCACCGACGGGCUUUUAAUAGAAAUAGUAUUAGUAGCUAAAGCAAAACAGAUAUAUAAUGAGUCAAUAUGUCCUCAUAUACUAUCAGUACAUACGUAUAAGGCACCAACUUUCUGUGAUCACUGCGGAGUGGUAAUGUUUGGUAUAUUGAAACAAGGACUCAAGUGUGAGGGAUGUGAUAAGAAUUUCCACAAAGGUUGUGCCUUUAAGCUACCCAAUGACUGCACCAGGCAUUGGGGUGACAACCCUCCCUCCUCGUCCACCUCCAGUCUACAAAGAAUCCCCAAAGGCUCCUCGUCCCUCCCUCGCUCGAGCUCUUCCAAUCGCUUGAGAGAAAGAAAAGAAACAUGGAGCGGUAGACCGCUAUGGAUUGACAAAGCACUUCACAAUAGACCCCAGGUCCCUCACACUUUCUUUAUCCAGUCAUUCAAGAAGCCUACAGCUUGUCACCACUGCAAGAAACUGAUUAAAGGUGUAUUCCGUAAUGGUAUGAAGUGUAAAGAUUGUCAGUUUAGUUGUCACAAGAAAUGUGUCAAAGACGUCGGAAGCAACUGUCCUGGGGAAGUCCCCUCUCUUAGUCGAGUUGACAACGGAGAAUGGGGUCACAGUCGUAUCAUGACUAACAUUAUAUCGAAUGAACACGUUUCUGAUGAUCAUUCAACGAAAGAAGGAGAGACAGGAAGAGGUGAAGAAACAAGCCCUACCUCUUCUUUAUCGAGUCAAGAGCAUCUGGAGAGUGAAUCAGCAGUUCCUAUGGAUCCAAUAGCUGAAGAACCAAGCGGAGGAGAAGAUGCUGUCAGUAAUGAUGACUCUGAGCAUAAUCCAGCAGAAAAUGUACCAUCAGCUAAUAUCACUUUACAGGUA
Molecule: messenger RNA, 1323 nt
Organism: Amphimedon queenslandica
Lineage: Eukaryota; Metazoa; Porifera; Demospongiae; Haplosclerida; Niphatidae
Product: serine/threonine-protein kinase D3-like
Exons: 8
Biological process (GO): intracellular signal transduction; phospholipase C-activating G protein-coupled receptor signaling pathway
Cellular component (GO): cytosol
Molecular function (GO): protein serine/threonine kinase activity
Source: RefSeq, a predicted model, not a curated record